Erinaceus europaeus (western European hedgehog) is the source of this 852-nucleotide messenger RNA. Its product is annotated as C-C motif chemokine 5. The coding region runs from base 113 to 388 and encodes 91 amino acids. Gene Ontology annotation, biological process: neutrophil chemotaxis; positive regulation of T cell chemotaxis; lymphocyte chemotaxis. NCBI's taxonomy places the organism in Eukaryota, Metazoa, Chordata, Mammalia, Eulipotyphla, Erinaceidae. Gene Ontology annotation, molecular function: CCR chemokine receptor binding; chemokine activity. The transcript is spliced from 3 exons. Gene Ontology annotation, cellular component: extracellular region. The record is from RefSeq and is a predicted model, not a curated record.
UGGGGAGUGCCCCCUCUACUGGCUAUAAAGAAGGAGCCAGAACUGCAAAGAAUCCCUACAGAAGAUACUGAGACAGUUCGUGGACUUCCCACAGCCUCUGUCCACAGGUACCAUGAAGAUCUCCACAGUUGCCCUUGCUGUCGUCCUCACCACUGCCGCCUUCUGCACUCCUGCAUUGACCUCCCCAUAUGCCUCAGAUACCACACCCUGCUGCUUUGCCUAUAUUACCCGUUUACUGCCACGGGCUCAUAUCCAAGAGUAUUUCUACACCAGCAGCAAGUGCUCCAUUCCAGCAGUUGUCUUCGUUACCCGAAAGAACCGGCAGGUGUGUGCCAAUCCAGAGAAAAAAUGGGUGCGGGAGUACAUCAACUCUUUGGAGAUGAGCUAGGAUGGAAAGCACACGGAAUCUGAGCUUGUGCAAGCUUUUCUAUUGCUUCUUACUCUCAUCCUGACAAGCUUAGGAGGUUUUCCUCCAACUCCCUUCUAGUGCUCUCUCCUUCCUUAGAGGGUACAAAUUCCACCAUACAGCAGGAGUUAUAAUGUGUGCGCUUAGCUAGGUGCGCUGCCGCCUAGGCCCCAUAGCAGGAGUUACAAAAGCCUCUCCCUAAGGUUUCCAAGAGCUCCUUUAGGCUCUGCCUUGCACACUGGAUGUCUGAACUCUGAACUUUAGGUCUUUCAAGUUGGCUCAGACUCUGGAUCAGAAAGGAAGUCAGAGUGCCCCUAGUGGUGAAGAAAGGAAGUCUGCCUGAGUUCCCUAAGGUCAGAGUUCCCCAUCUCAGUCCUACACUGGGAAGGGCUGACUGGCAAAUACGAGACAUCAGCUUCCUAUUAAAAUUCUCACUGCAAUUAAAA